Gallus gallus (chicken) is the source of this 5404-nucleotide messenger RNA. RefSeq names its product synapsin III (gene SYN3). Gene Ontology annotation, molecular function: ATP binding. NCBI's taxonomy places the organism in Eukaryota, Metazoa, Chordata, Aves, Galliformes, Phasianidae. Gene Ontology annotation, biological process: neurotransmitter secretion. The record is from RefSeq and is a predicted model, not a curated record. Bases 273 to 2021 code for a protein of 582 amino acids. The transcript has 14 exons. Gene Ontology annotation, cellular component: synaptic vesicle membrane; synaptic vesicle.
AGUGUGCUGUGAAUGUGAAGCAGGAGAGACCGGCAGUUUGUGUGCAGAAGGGAAAGCGAACAGGUCCAGGGCCCCCGGAUUAGCAGCCCAGGGAAAGGAAAAGAAAGGAAACAUAACUGAAAAACAAAGGGAUAUUUCUCCGUUGGGAUUUCAAGAAGGAAAACCUACCAGGACAACAGUAAAGUUCCCUACACACACAGAAGUGUGUCUCCAGGACUGGUGACACUGUCAGAGUCUUGUUCUUGCUGAGGCUUCCAUACAGUACUUCAACAAUGAAUUUCCUCCGGAGACGUCUGUCAGACAGUAGUUUCGUGGCAAAUUUGCCCAAUGGCUACAUGAUGGACUUGCAGCGUCCCGACAACUCCACGAGCUCCCCAGUUUCUCCUGCCAUGGAGAGAAAGCACCCACAGCCACCGCAGCCCUCGCAGUCUUCCUCUACUGGCACCAGCAUCUUCAGCUCCAUCUCCAGUGCCAUGAAGCAAACCACACAAGCAGCUGCAGGACUGAUUGAUCACUCGACAAGUUCCACACCACCUGUGGCUCAGAAACCUAAGAUCCUCCUGGUUAUUGAUGAUGCACAUACAGAGUGGGCCAAGUAUUUCCAGGGGAAGAAGGUGAAUGGAGAAUUUGAUAUCCGUGUGGAGCAGGCUGAGUUCUCUGAGCUGAACCUGGCUGCUUAUGUCACCGGCGGCUGCAUGGUGGACAUGCAGGUCAUGAGGAAUGGCACCAAGGUGGUAAGGUCCUUCAAGCCUGACUUUGUCUUGAUCAGACAGCACGCCUACAGCAUGGCAUUAGGAGAGGACUUCCGCAGCCUCAUCAUUGGUCUCCAGUACGGUGGCAUCCACGCAGUCAACUCCCUCUACUCUAUCUACAACUUCUGCAGCAAACCAUGGGUGUUUUCUCAGCUCAUUAAAAUCUUCAACUCGCUGGGUCCCGAGAAGUUCCCUCUCGUGGAGCAAACUUUCUUCCCAAGCCAUAAGCAGAUGCUCACGACUCCGAAUUUCCCUGUAGUGGUGAAGCUGGGACAUGCUCACGCUGGAAUGGGGAAGGUCAAAGUUGAGAACCAGUAUGACUUCCGUGACAUAGCCAGCAUCAUAGCCAUGGCAAAGACCUACGCCACCUCUGAGCCAUUCAUCGACUCCAAGUAUGACAUCCGAAUCCAGAAAAUUGGCAACAAUUACAAAGCUUACAUGAGGACGUCUAUCUCUGGAAACUGGAAGGCAAACACAGGUUCUGCAAUGCUGGAACAGAUUGCAAUGACAGAGAGGUACAGACUGUGGGUGGAUGCCUGUGCGGAAAUGUUUGGAGGUCUUGAUAUUUGUGCUGUCAAAGCUGUCCACAGCAAAGAUGGAAAAGACUAUAUCAUUGAGGUAAUGGACAGCUCGAUGCCCCUGAUUGGGGAGCAUGUGGAAGAAGACAGACAGCUGAUAGCCGAUCUGGUUGUUUCUAAAAUGACUCAGCUUGUCAGCACUGCUGGAUCUACCCCAUCACCACUGAGGCCUUGGCCUCCACAAGUUCAGCCUCAGACAGUGAAAACUCAGCCUGGACCUCAGCUUGCACAACUGUCUCAGCCACGGCCUCCUCCCCAAGGUGGACCACGCCAGCCUCAGGCAUCUCAGCCUCCACGGACAAAUGCACCUCCACAGCAACGGCUCUCUCCUCAAGGACAGCAGCCUCAGAGUCCCCUGUCCACCUCACCUCAGCAGCAGAGGUCACCUGGAUCUCCACAACAAGUCCGAUCAGCAACUGGGUCCUCUCCAGUCCAGGCUUCCAAGGCAGGCGUGUUCCCACCACAGCAGCCCAGACCUCCUGCUCAAGGCCGGGCUCCAAGCCAGCCAAGCCCCACCGAAACAUCCAAGCAACAAGCCACCCCACAACCACAUCUGAACAAAUCGCAGUCCCUGACAAACACCUUCAGCAUAUCUGAAUCAUCUCAGAGGGGGAAUGCCAGUGAAGAUGAAGCAAAAGCUGAGACCAUCCGCAACCUGAGGAAAUCAUUUGCUAGCCUGUUUUCCGAUUAACAGCCCUGCAGCUGGAUCUGUGCUUCGGCCAGCCCUCACUCUUCGUAUAGCCAAUGUCAUCUUGGAGUAUACUCAGUGGUACCCAACAAUUUACAGCGAAUACCCGGGUAAAAGGAGCUGAGAAAACUACAGUUGUUUUAAUACGAAGAAGAUAUUCUAAUAACGGCCUGAAAGGUGACUGUAUAAAAGUGGCAUCAUUUCAUUGUUUUUUGUGCAUAAUCAGAAUUACGUCUGUUCAAGUGACUGAGUUGUAAAUCAAAUUUCUUCCAGCUAAUCCCUGUGGAGACUACAGUUACGACAGUGGAAACUAGCUUUUAUUUUGGUUUGUAUAUAGUCCAUACAAUCACUAAAUUCCAAUUACAGAAUCCUUGUUGAGCCUGAGCUAAAAAGAAUAUAGGAUUAUUUCAGAAACAGAUGUGCAAAAAACAGCAGCAAGUAUUCAUAGACUGAUAAAGCCUGAGUAUGGAAAUACAGUGAACUAUGGAACUUCAUGAUACCAACUUUACUUAAAGUCAUUUUUCAGAGUAAACUACAUUCAGAUUAGAUACAGUGCCACGCAUCGGUAACUGCCAAAGAUCACAUGAGCAGGUCAUCCAGAUGGACCGCUGGUUUGUUCCAGAUCACUCUGCUCAUAGCAGUUAAAAUGUCUAUUUCAUGCCUCGCAUUUAUGUCCCCAGCAUGUGAUUCCCAAGUUUUGAGAGAAAAAUGUCAGGUUCAAAUCCUGUAGCGUUAGCUCAAAAAUAACCUGAGAAAUGGGCUUUCCAAACACACACACACACACACACACACAACAACAACUUCUUUCCUUGCCCCUGGAAACACUGUAGAGUUCAAAUCCAUAAUCCACACAAAUCCAAGCACUUUGGUGGCUUGAUCACAUCUGGUUACGUGUGUCCCCUGGGAACAUAUUUAAUUAAUAGCAGAGCUGAUGAAGUGCACAUACUUGGGUGCUGAGUGUUCCAUAAUACAGAUUGGACAGGGAAAUGGAGUGAAAUCCUGUCUCACUCCUUGAACUCCCAUUGACUGGGGUGAGUGCAAAACGAACCAAGGUGACAGACCUGUGAUGGAACAGGAAAACUGUCAUCUAGAAAUAAGAUGAGCUGGGGUCCUUCCAGAGACACCAAGCAAUGGGAAGGCAUGUAUGUGACUGCCCCAAGCAGGUAAUGACCUUCUGGAGAAGACAGAGAUAGAUCUUUGCUGGCUGUGCUUUUCUUAAGCCUGUAAUAUAGACUGAAGCUGUAUACAAACACACACGCUGCAACUAGGACAAAGCAAAAACAGGAAUGACACAAACCACGUUCAUAACUGAAAAAAACUGCAGAAAUCAGUCUAACUAUGGCUACUUCUACCAGCUGAGAGCCCACCCCGUGCAUUACGCUAGUUUUAUUUAUAAUACACCUGAUGAAAGCACCAGCCCCCAUCCCAUCACCUGACACAUGCAAGGCAGGGCUCCAGGAGGAAGCAGGCAAGCCUCUUCCAUUCUUCCGUCAAGUAUUUGAGCCACAACUCAUACACACAGCUUCAAGGCCAGGCUUCUGACUUUAUGUUUCCCUUUGCAACUUCGCAUCAGUUACACUUAGGAAUACCAAUGGAGGAAAGGAGGUCAGUAAGUUAGUUAUAUACAUCUGAGCCAGUGGCACAGAUCUUAGCAGUCACUUAAAAAGAGGUCCCCAAAUCAAAAAAACCAAGAGCAGUAUUUGCCAUCUUGGAUCUCAUGAUUCACUGGUGGGAAUGAAGCCAAACGAGCAAUUCCUUCAUGCACAGCACCUGUAAUGAACAUCUAGAUCCAAUGCAGACCAAUCCGAACAUACCUUUACAAAUAUAAUUGCUUUUGUGACCUGUGCACUUUCAGGCAAGUAACUGCAUGGCUUUUCCAGCUUGGAAGGCUCUCGAGAGACUCAUCUGGACCAAUGAUUUAUAUCUCAAGUUCAGAAUUAAAGAACCACUCAAUUCCCUUAUGAUUUAUCCUUUUUUUUUUUUUUCAGCUCUGUUUUGUCCUUCCAGGUUUGCUGAGUAGCUUACAAUGUAGCAUCAUAAACACAUGUCAUUGUCUGAGAAAGAAAACAGACCCUGCUAUUUUGCAGUCUCCAGGAGCAAUAAAAGAGUGAUAAAUGACUUUCAGCAUUGUUCCACUGGCAAGAACAAUAGCAGAUUAACAAGCUCCACUAUAUGGAGCAGAGGUAAUGCAGCUCUGGUGGAAGAGGAUUUCCUUCGAUAACGCUUCCCUCAGCAUGGCUCAUGCCCUGCCCUACUAAGUGGUCACCAGAAAUGCAAAGACAAAUAUAGCAGUUUACUGCCAGAAUCCUCAAUUGCUCUAUUCUCCAGAUCUUUGUAUAUCUCUCUUACCAAUACAUCCUACACACACACACACACCAAAAAAAUAACUAAAAAACAGGUAACUACUAGCUGGUAAGGCACGGCCCCUUCAGUUGACUCCAUUUAAUCACUGAAAUCACAACCUUUGGAUCAUCUGCUGAUGCUGAAACGCAGCAGGACUGUCCUCCAACCGACUACUGCAACAGGACAGCACUGCUGACCUGACAGCCAGCAGCGACUCAGAUCUCUUCAUCUGCCUUCAGCUCCCAGCUGGCACCUUUCAAGGGACAAGCAAGCAGAACAGGCUCUCCCCUUGAUCCAGCCUCCAAAAAUGCAUAAUAGCAAGAGGCACUAUCAGCUUACCUUUCCUAUUCCUAUAGUUGUUGAAAAGCAUUUUCUGUUCUGUUCACAAAAGUGCUUUAAUGAACACACAGAGCUGAUGUCCUGAAUCACAGAGAUGAAACUCUGUACCAUAUCCUAUAAAUACAGUACAACUAUGACACUCACACACUAGAUGUCGUGGCUAGCAGCAGAUUCACCACCUUUGAUGCUGGGCUCCUAUUCCAAAAUCCCUACAAUCUAACAAAGCAAUAGACAGAGGUAAUAAAAGGGGUAUAUUCUUUUUAUGAAUGCUGAACUAAGGUCUAUCUAAGCAUUAUUUAGGUACCUAAAUGUAGCAGCUAGACUAAAAGGAAGUUAAGAAGGCAACAGAAAAGAUGGUAAAUGGAAGUUACAUUUAAAUCACAGCAUAGAUAUGGCCCACAGCAUGCCUUGGGGUCUUUCUCAUAGCUGUGAAAACUGAACACCUGGUCAGAGCAUGCUUUCAUUUUCUUCACAUGGAAACCAGGAAACAUGAAUAGAUGCGUGCAUUUGGAAUCAGCCCAAGACGGAGCUGGGACACAGCUAAGACACCCACCCAUACUCAGCACCUGGAAAAUGAAUUUACGUUCUGCUGUUUAGACAGAGACUGAAAAAACAUCUCGUCUUUCUUGUAAUAUCUAGGUGUGGUAUUUCAAGAGGAAUGUAACUCAUGUUCUCAUGCAAUUAAACAUCUUGUAUAAAGCUAA